Molecule: messenger RNA, 1530 nt
Organism: Cokeromyces recurvatus
Lineage: Eukaryota; Fungi; Mucoromycota; Mucoromycetes; Mucorales; Mucoraceae
Product: major facilitator superfamily domain-containing protein
Exons: 5
Coding region: 1-1530 (509 amino acids)
Biological process (GO): transmembrane transport
Cellular component (GO): membrane
Molecular function (GO): transmembrane transporter activity
Source: RefSeq, a predicted model, not a curated record
AUGUUCAUGAUGUCUUUAAAUUCUACUGUCGUUGCUCCCGCUAUGAGUAUUAUUGCUACAGAUUUAAAUGCACUUGAACAACAAACUUGGAUUGCUACAUCUUAUCUUGUAGCUGUGAAUUCAUUUCAACCAUUAUCGGGCAAAUUUUCAGACAUUUUUGGAAGAAAAGCGGUUUUUAUGUUUGGUAUCGUGUUUUUCUUCAUAGGUUCUUUAAUUAAUGCCUUAUCCAAGAAUAUCAGCAUGUUAAUUGCUGGACGUACUAUUCAAGGUUUUGGUGGUGGUGGCGUAAUGUCGAUGGCUUAUAUUCUUGUAACUGAUGUUUGUCCUGUCAAUCUUCGUCCUCGUUUUCAAUCUAUGCUUGCUGUUGUUUAUGGUAUUGCCAGUGUUGUAGGCCCUCUCCUCGGUGGCGCUUUUGUCGAUCAUGCUUCUUGGCAUUGGGAUUUCUGGUUAAAUGUUAUUCUUGCCGCGAUUGCAUUUAUAAUCAUAUUCUUCUAUUUAAAUGAAACACAAAAUACUAAAGAAACCUCACUUAAAGAUAAAAUAAAGCGUAUUGACUGGUUAGGUUCUGUUUUCUCUAUAGGGUUUAUUGUUUGUUUACUUUUAGCUCUUAAUUGGGGCGCUUCCUAUGGCUGGUCGGAUGCUCAUUCAAUUGGCCCAUUUGUUGGAGCUGGUGUUAGUUUAAUUGGUUUAAUUAUAUCUGAAGGUUGGUUAGCCAAGGAACCGCUUCUGCCUGCUAAAGUUUUACUGAAUCCACCUGUUACCAUGGUUUACGGCUAUAUGUUGACUUUAGGUUUAACAUUUACCGGCACACUUUAUUUUGGUCCCAUCUAUUUCCAGUCUGUAUUUGGUGCAAAUAGUACUGAAUCAGGUCUUCGUCUGAUUCCCUUUAUGGUUUGUCUUAUUGGUGGUUCAGUAGGUUGUAGUAUCCUUUUAAGAAAAUUUCCUAGCACAAAAUAUUACCUUAUUAUCGGUUCAGCUUGUAACUUAUUAGGUUAUGGUCUUUUUUAUACUGUAAAUGAAAGUAGUACAUGGGGUCAGCAGGCCGGCUAUCUUGCUUUCUGUGGCUUCUCCUUUGGCCUUUCUCAACAAAAUGCCAUAUUAACUGUACAAUCAUGUGUCGAAUUAAAAGAUAUUGCAGUCGCUACUAGUUCUAACAACUUUUUCAUGAUGCUUGCCUCCUCUGUUGGUAUAGCAAUCUAUCAAGUGUUGUAUAAGACUUUCCUCACAGAUGAGUUUGCAAAAUUGCCUCUUGAGGUAUUAGCUAUAGCCAACAAAUAUGGUGCCCUUCGUAACUUUUUGUAUAUUCGUGAAAUGCCUUUAGAGAUUCAAAAACCUGUCAUUCAUGCAUACUCUCAAGCUCUUCACAAAGUUUUUAUUCUCCCUAUUGCUGCUGCUGGUGUUGGUUUUAUUCUAACCCUCUUUUUCAAGAAUGUUCGUUAUGGUGAAUCUCUUGGUAGUGGUGGUGAUGCCAAGAAUUCUGCAAAGAAUGAUGUCGAAAGUGCUUUUGACAAAAAAGCUGAAGCAGUAUAA